AUGUCUCUGGGAUGGGAGGAUCUCUCCUGCUCCGUCUGCCACGACGUCUUCAAGGACCCGGUGGUUCUGUCCUGUAGCCACAGCUUCUGUAGAGACUGUCUGAAGGGAUGGUGGAGAGAGCAGCAACUACAGGAGUGUCCCGUCUGCAGGAGGAGGUCCUCGAGGAGUAAACCAACUUGUAACCUGGUUUUAAAGAACCUGUGUGAGUCCUUCUUACUGCAGAGAGAGCAGAGAGCUUCCGGGUUGUUCUGCAGUCUGCACUCUGAGGAACUCAAACUCUUCUGUCUGGACCACCAGCAGCCGGUGUGUCUGGUCUGCAGAGAUUCAGGGAGACACACCGACCACAGAUUCAGACCCAUCGGUGAAGUUGCACAAGGUCUCAAAAAGGAGCUCCAGAAAUCUCUGAAGCCCUUAAAGGAGAAACUGAAGGUGUUCGAACAAGUCAAAGUGAAGUCUGACCUGACAGCAAAGCACAGGAAGGUCCAGGCCCGCCGAGCAGAGAGCCAGAUCAAGGAUCAGUUUAAGAAGCUUCACCGGUUUCUAGAGGAGGACGAGGAGGCCAGGUUGGCUGCACUGAGGGAGGAAGAGGAGCAGAAGAGUGGGGCGAUGAAGGAGAAGAUGGAGGCCCUGAGCAGAGAGAUCGCAGCUCUCUCAGACACAGUCCGAGCCACAGAGGACGAGCUGAGAGCCCAAGACGUCUCGUUCCUCAACGCCUACAAGGCUGCAGUGGAAAGAGUCCAGCGGCGCCCCCUGCUGGAGGAUCCACAGCUGCUCUCAGGAGCUCUGAUGGACGAGGCCCAACACCUGGGCAACCUGCCCUUCAACAUCUGGGACAGCAUGAAGGACCUGGUCUCCUACACUCCCGUGGUUCUGGACCCCAACACCGCUCAUCCAGAACUCGUCCUGUCUGCAGACCUGACCACCGUGACAUGCGGACCGAGACAGAAGCUUCCGGAUAACCCCGAGAGGUUUGAUAGUUAUUGUAUCGUCCUGGGCUCCGAGGGCUUCGACUCGGGGAUCCACAGCUGGGCCGUGGACCUCCGAGGAAAUCCGGAAUGGUUUGUGGGCGUGGCCGCAGAAUCCGUCCAAAGGAAAGGAGGCAUAAAGUCCGGAUUGUGCCGGAUGGGUUUCCAUGACGACGGGUACACGGCGGUCUGUCCGUCACGUCCACAGACCAUCGUCACGGUGACGGAGAGGCCCCGGAGGAUCCGGGUCCGUCUGGACUGGAGCCGGGGGGAGCUGUCGUUCUGCCACGCCGACACCGACACACACAUCCACACCCUCACACACACCUUCAGCCAGAGGGUGUUUCCAUACUUUAACAUCUGGAAUCAAGUCCCGCUGCAGAUAAUGCAGGAAGAGAUCCACGUCUCCAGAGGAAAGAGAUGAUUAUGAAUGAUGAGCAGAGUCUCGGGAACGUAUAUACAUAACAAUAGAAGUGUUUUUUUAAUCGUUAUCAUCUCUUUGUUUUUGUAUUUGUGUCAAACCGAUGACUGUUAAUCCAGUUUGACACUUUCAUAAAGUGUCAAAAGUUAAAAGAGAUUUUACAAUGUGUCUGUUUUAUAAAUCUUAUCAAGUUUUUAUUACUUCAUUCACAUGAAAAGUCACUCAGUCGGAUAAAUGUGGUGUGAAAGUACAAUAUUUAGUUGAGUAGAAGUAUAACGAAUGUGAAUACUUGAGGAUCUCAGGUGAAUAAACUUAGUGAAUGAAACACGUGAAUGUAGAAGAAGCUUUUGAUUGAAUCUCAGAGUUGAUGCUUGUCGCUAAAUAUUGACUAAAGAUUUAUAGAUUGAAGCGUGUGGUCAGUCUGCUGUUAUUGCAUCAUAUGACCACGA
Pseudoliparis swirei is the source of this 1835-nucleotide messenger RNA. RefSeq names its product nuclear factor 7, brain-like. Gene Ontology annotation, molecular function: protein binding; zinc ion binding. NCBI's taxonomy places the organism in Eukaryota, Metazoa, Chordata, Actinopteri, Perciformes, Liparidae. The transcript has a single exon. The record is from RefSeq and is a predicted model, not a curated record. The coding region runs from base 1 to 1389 and encodes 462 amino acids.